AUGACAAAAGCAGAAUUGACCACCACAGCGAAAUCCAGUGCUCGGACUCCGAGUGGCCCCUCGCCUGCUCGCACCACUGCAUUCUCACUCGCAAGCAUCUCUGAAAGAGAAAAUGUCUCCUCAGAGACCACAGCUCCUCCUAGUCCAGGCAAUACUUCAACCCACGUAUCUCUGUCCUCUUUGGAUAAUGCCAGUGCUCUUAAAACAACAGGUGAUCCAACAGCGCAGACGCCUUACUUUUCCACGCAUGCAGACUCGCAGGCGUCCUCUGACAGAGCUGACACGCAGACACUCAGCAGCCAAGCUGCUCUUACUGCACUCACGCUUACUCCCGGCAGGAGUGACACAUCAGGUGUCCCAGGAGACAGGAGUACAGCCAGCACCUUUGCUGCAGACACAGCUUUCCCAUCAGUAGUCACCCUCAGUCCUGCACACAACAGCUCUGCUGGCUUACCUGCACUCACCUCCAACAUCACCACCAAAGAUGACUCCUCAGAUUCCAACGACACCAUGCUAUCCACUCCACGUCCUGAAGCUGUUGUCCAUACAUCCAUAACAACCACAAUGACAUCAGCCACAACAGUCACAACAACAGAGGAAAAAUAUCAAAGUAUCUCUGUGAACUACUCAUAUAACAGGACAAAUAAUACUUACAGCGCAAAGGUGGAUGCUUAUGAAGGAAAGAAAUGUGAACCUGAAAAUUGUAUGAGCCAAACGUUUCAUGGCCUAGGAGAAUGUGAACUUGUUGAAGUUAAAAUAUAUAAUAGUUCAUGUGCUUCAUCUAAGAUGGUAGAAUUAGCUGUACCACCAGAGCCUCAAAAGUUACACUUAGUUGAUUGUACAAAGGAAGAGGAAGCAAAUACCACUAUUUGUUUAAGAUGGGAAAACAAUGGAAACUUUGAUUGUACUGAAAGUCAAAUUUCAUACAAAUUUCAAUGUGAUAAUUCAACAUUUUAUGAGAAGCAAAUUGAAUUAAAAAACCUUGAACCCAAACAUAAUUAUACUUGUGAUUCAGAAGUAUCCUAUAAUCAUCACAAGUUUAUCAGUACAAGUAAAAUUGUUGAAACAGAUUUUGGAAUUCCAGGAGAGCCUCAGAUUCUGGUUUGUCGUAAUGAAAGUUCACACGGAGGAGUAAUCACCUGGAAUCCCCCUCAAAGUUUAUUUCAUAAGUUUACUCUUUGUUAUCAUAAUAAGUCAGGUGAAUACUGCUUCAGUCUGAAUAAAAAUGAGACCAGAUACGAUUUGCAAAAUUUAAAACCUUUUACAAAGUAUAGUGUAUCAUUGUAUGCCUACAUCAAAGCAAAAGUGCAGCGUAAUGGAACUGCUGUGAGAUGCAAUUUUCGAACAAAUGCAGACUGUCCAGGUGAAGUUGAGAACGUGAGUGUCUCCCUGAAAUCAGAUAAUAGUAUGCUUAUUAUAUGUGACGCUCCUAAGGACAUUAAUGGCCCCAGUGCAAGCUACCACUUGGAAGUUAAAACUGGAGAUACUCUAGUUAGACAUGAAUCAAAAGUUACCUGCAAUUUCCUUGUAGAAAAUCUUCAAUAUUCAACAGACUAUAAGCUUGAGGUAUAUUGUCACAAUGGGGAACACAGAGGACCUAAAUUUUCUACUACUUGCUCAACAUCUUAUAAUUCUCAAGCACUGAUUAUAUUUCUGGCAUUUCUGAUUAUUGUGACAUCAAUAGCCCUGCUUGUUGUUCUCUAUAAAAUUUAUGACCUGCAUAAAAGACGAUCCUGCAAUUUAGACGAACAACAGGAACUUGUGGAAAGGGAUGAUGAAAAACAGCUAAUGAAUGUGGAGACAAUUCAUGCAGAUGCUUUGUUGGAAACUUACAAGAGAAAGAUCGCUGAUGAAGGAAGACUUUUCCUGGCUGAAUUUCAGAGCAUUCCACGGGUCUUCAGCAAGUUUUCUAUCAAGGAUGCUCGAAAGCCCUUUAACCAGAAUAAAAACCGUUAUGUUGACAUCCUUCCUUAUGAUUACAACCGUGUUGAACUCUCUGAGAUAAAUGGAGAUGCAGGGUCAAACUAUAUAAAUGCCAGCUACAUUGAUGGUUUCAAGGAACCCAGAAAGUAUAUUGCUGCCCAAGGUCCCAGAGAUGAAACUGUUGAUGAUUUCUGGAGGAUGAUCUGGGAACAAAAAGCCACUGUUAUUGUCAUGGUUACUCGAUGUGAGGAAGGAAACAGGAACAAGUGUGCAGAAUACUGGCCGUCAAUGGAAGAGGGCACUCAGACUUUUGGAGAUGUUGUCGUAAAGGUCACCGAGCACAAAAGAUGUCCAGAUUACAUCAUUCAGAAAAUGAACAUUACAAAUAAAAAAGAAAAAGCGACUGGAAGAGAUGUGACUCACAUUCAGUUUACCAGCUGGCCGGACCACGGGGUGCCUGAAGAUCCUCAUCUGCUCCUCAAACUGAGAAGAAGAGUGAAUGCUUUCAGCAACUUCUUCAGUGGUCCCAUCGUGGUGCACUGCAGUGCUGGUGUUGGGCGCACAGGCACCUAUAUUGGCAUUGAUGCCAUGCUAGAAGGGCUGGAAGCUGAGAACAAAGUGGAUGUUUAUGGUUAUGUUGUCAAGCUAAGGCGGCAGAGAUGCCUGAUGGUUCAAGUGGAGGCACAAUACAUCUUGAUCCAUCAGGCCUUAGUGGAAUACAAUCAGUUUGGAGAAACAGAAGUGAACUUGUCUGAAUUACACCCAUAUCUUUACAACAUGAAGAAAAGAGACCCACCCAGUGAGCCAUCUCCACUGGAGGCUGAAUUCCAGAGACUUCCUUCAUAUAGGGGUUGGAGGACACAGCACAUCGGAAAUCAUGAAGAAAAUAAAAACAAAAACAGGAAUUCUAAUAUCAUUCCAUGUUUGGAAAGUUACUGGAAACCUGAAGUGAUGAUUGCUGCUCAGGGACCAUUAAAAGAGACCAUUGGGGACUUUUGGCAGAUGAUAUUCCAAAGAAAAGUCAAAGUUAUUGUGAUGCUGACAGAGCUUAAGCAUGGAGACCAGGAAAUCUGUGCUCAGUACUGGGAAGAAGGAAAGAAAACAUAUGGAGAUGUUGAAGUUGAUAUAAAAGACACAAACAUAUCUUCAACUUACACAGUUCGUGUAUUUGAACUGAGACAUUCCAAGAGGAAAGAUUCUCGAACUGUGUACCAGUAUCAAUAUACUAACUGGAGUGUGGACCAGCUUCCUGUAGAGCCCAAAGAAUUAAUCUCUCUGAUUCAGAUCCUCAAACAAAAACUUCCCAAAAAGAAUUUCACUGAAGGGAAUAAGUAUCACAAGGGUGUGCCUCUCCUGAUUCACUGCAGAGAUGGAUCUCAGCAAACAGGAAUAUUUUGUGCUUUGUUAAAUCUCUUGGAAAGUGCAGAAACAGAAGAGGUAGUAGAUGUUUUUCAAGUAGUAAAAUCUCUACGCAAAGCUAGGCCAGGAAUGGUUUCCACAUUUGAGCAAUACCAGUUCCUAUAUGACAUCAUUGCCAGCACCUACCCUGCCCAGAAUGGACAAGUAAAGAAAAACAAUCAAGAAGAUAAAAUUGAAUUUGAUAACGAAGUGAACAAUGCAAAGCAGGAUGCUAAUUGUGUCAGUCCACUUGGUGCCCCAGAUAAGACCCGUGAUGGAAACAAAGAGGCUGAAGGUUCUGAACCCACAGAUGGCACCGAGAUGCCAGAACAUUCUGCCAAUGGUCCUGAGAGUCCAGCUUUAACUCAAAAUACAUAGGAAAAGACAUAAAUGGGGCAACUCAGAACCUCAUAUUAGUUGUUUCUAUUAUCUAGAAGUAGGAGGGGAAAAUAGGUAUACAGUAGACUACGGAAGUACAUUGGACCAAUGUUUGUGGAAAGCUUUUCUUUUUCUACUGUGGAAGAAAUAUUUAAGAUAGUUUUGGCAAAACAUUUUGUACAGUCUUUUGCUUAUUUUAAAAUUUUAUAUCUCAUUCA
Messenger RNA from Galeopterus variegatus (Sunda flying lemur), 3917 nucleotides. It is a transcript of the gene PTPRC, whose product is annotated as protein tyrosine phosphatase, receptor type, C. NCBI's taxonomy places the organism in Eukaryota, Metazoa, Chordata, Mammalia, Dermoptera, Cynocephalidae. The coding region runs from base 1 to 3699 and encodes 1232 amino acids. The record is from RefSeq and is a predicted model, not a curated record. Gene Ontology annotation, molecular function: protein binding; protein tyrosine phosphatase activity. The transcript has 30 exons. Gene Ontology annotation, biological process: positive regulation of peptidyl-tyrosine phosphorylation; negative regulation of protein kinase activity; protein dephosphorylation.